Neodiprion fabricii is the source of this 1699-nucleotide messenger RNA. RefSeq lists its product as uncharacterized. Bases 427 to 1383 code for a protein of 318 amino acids. The transcript has 2 exons. The record is from RefSeq and is a predicted model, not a curated record. NCBI's taxonomy places the organism in Eukaryota, Metazoa, Arthropoda, Insecta, Hymenoptera, Diprionidae.
AUGACAUUCUGUCGCGCUUGUUCGUCACGUACACUCUACGUUAUACAUCUGUUUUGGUCUUAUGAUGGUGUGCACUGGAGAAUACACAGAUCUCAAAGGUUCAAAUGUUUAUUGAACAUACAAAGAUGUGGGAAUGUACGCCAAUCGAGAUAACGACAAGUUCGCUAUAGUGAAGAUAAGAUUGCACAGUGAGUUUUCGAGUGAAUAGUCAUUGCCGCGGUUGAUUUUGAAGAGAAUGAGAACGAAUGAACUGAUGGAAACAAAAACUGAUCAGGUUCUGAAAGAGAUGAAGAGUGAGGUUAAAGACGACUAUUUGAUAGUAUUGAUAGCGCUUCUCAAGAACGGAGCAUAUUAGUAGUGCCCUUCAAGAAGCGGUGUCACGUUGAACCACUUGCGGAUGAAAAUUCUGAACCAACCAUCUGUACAAUGGAAGAGGAACAAGUUUCGAAGCAGAGCGUCGCUAUCAAGAAAGAGCACAAGCCCAAAGCCAUGUCUUCUAAUAAGCCAGACGACAGAAAGAAAAGCCGAGAUAAGAAAAAACAGCAGCACAAGCAGCAGCAGCCAAAAGCAGAGUUGCCGCAACUAACCAAGGAACCAUCAUCAAGUCGGAAGACGCAUGGUCCAUGCGAAGAUGCAGCUUGUGCUGGAACAUCUGCCUGUGACGACACAGAAUCUGUGUCGUCAACCAAACAAAGCUCCCUCCUCGAAUGCUGGCUCGAAGAAUUCACAAAGAGCUCCAAUAAGUACGAGUGCAGCAAGAUACUGCAAGGUCCCGAGUUUACAAAAGAACAAAGUGACAUACUGCGACAGUCAUUCACCCAAUUGUCUCGGAAGAUGUCUUGCAUUAAAACAAACAGCUAUCGUUUCAUGAAAACGCACAAGUGCAAACGCUGCGAGUUCUGUAUAUCACAUCAAUGCAUGCCCCUUGAUUUCUUCCGAUCUGUUCCGUUCGGCGCUGAGCUCAUGGAUCAAGCAUACAUGGUGCCAGGUCGGACAGUUGUGUGCGACUGUGGUUUUUCCUUCUCUCACGCACAUCUUAAAAGAACGCGACACGUAGUGGAGCUAAGUUACGUGGAGAAGCACACAUCUCACUUGCAACUAUACAACCGUUCUGUCGACGUCAGUUGCGCCAAAUGUUAUCUCAAAAUCGUUAUGAACAAUUCAGGUAACAACGUCUGCUGUGAUCUGGCCACCUGGGACUCUGUCGCCGGUAAUGCUCGUAAAUCGUUCUACGCUGCUGUUCAAGGUUGUUUCCACUAUUCAGGAACAACCGCACAAUCAUUGGAUGAGUUUAUUGCUUGCAGUAAGGGUUGCUGUCUCAUAUUUCAUCAUUGCUCUGGAAAGAUCGAGGCUCCCGGCGCCAGCAGCUCAUCAUCCGGUUGACUAUGUUCAUCGACACCAUUCCAUUGACUUUCGUCGUUCUGGUGAAUAAGUGCAAACAAUAUCAUCCAAUCCACCACUGAGCUGAGAGUUCGAGCGCUACUGGAGGCACUGAGACCGACUCUUGGUAUCAAAGAAUAUUUUUGCUAGGAAUUAUGUGUAUCAUCAUCACUCAGAGCAAAUGUUGUUCGGAGAAACCAUUUUCCUUCCUUAUGAUAAAAAUGUUAACCGUAAUAGGUGGCACCGCAAUAGGCUUGUUUUCCUUAUCACACGGGAAUACGGGGCUCACAGUUGUUCAGAAUGAUAAAGUGGAGGAAAU